UGGUUUUUGUUUAUAAAUGGCCGCCAAACAUGCACAGACAAAAAAUGUCGUGUUAAUCGAAUUGUAUUUAAACAUGUUCCUUCGAUGAAGUGUGCACUUUUUGGCUAUUCCAUUGACAGGGGGAUUUCACUGCCUCUUUUAGAAAAGUUGCGAGUGUUUAAUAUUGUAAAUUCUUGUCGUAAAUAUUAAAUUUCUGUCUACAUCUGAACUACAACAAUGAGGAUAAGUGGUAUUGUUCCAGCGCGUUUUCUGACCAUCGUAGCUCAUGUCAUAAUACUCAUCAUCCUCUUCUGGGCAAAGGAUGACAAUAUCAAACAAUGCUUACCAUCAACGUACACCCAAUCUGAGUACGACUCUAAAGACACAGAAAUGAUCAUUGGUCUAUCUGUGGGGCUGGGACUGAUGCUUAUAGAGCUCAUCGGAUUCAUUGGUGGAAUCUCCAUGUUCAUGCCAUUCCAAAGCAUGCUUUCUGUUGCCUGUCAUGCAGGGGCGGUGAUAGCCCUGUUUUUCUUCCUGUUUGAGUUUUGGCCGUGUUCGUAUUACUGGUACAUCUUUGGAUUCUGCAGUGCGUUUCCUGCGGUGACGGAGAUGAUGGUGUGGUUAGGAGUCGGGUUCUUUCACAAAGGGCUAUAGACCAAGUGUAACAUCAGUAGAGCUUGUGAUGCCUAGAGGUAGCAACAUAUCUGUAUGCAGUCAAUUUUUGAAUAUUUACAGAAAAUUAUUUUUAUAUUUACUGACUUUAUACAAGGUUGUGAAAGAGAGACAGGUUGUCAAGAUCUUGACUAGUGUAUGCCAGACAUUGAUGUACAAGAUCUUGACUAGUGUAUGCCAGACAUUUAUGUACAAGAUCUUUGUAGUGUAAAUGAUUUUGUGUAGUUGAUUAAUGAAUGAAAUAAAUAUGAAUUAUUA
Magallana angulata is the source of this 909-nucleotide messenger RNA. RefSeq names its product transmembrane protein 107-like. Gene Ontology annotation, cellular component: MKS complex. Gene Ontology annotation, biological process: non-motile cilium assembly; protein localization to ciliary transition zone. The record is from RefSeq and is a predicted model, not a curated record. Lineage: Eukaryota; Metazoa; Mollusca; Bivalvia; Ostreida; Ostreidae. The transcript has 4 exons. The coding region runs from base 217 to 633 and encodes 138 amino acids.